AUUCUUCGUCGGUGUGGCGGUAUACCUUUGCAGUCGCACGAUUCCCUCCCACAUGGCAGAGAAACAGCGUACAGGAAAUCUGGAAGCGAAGAGGCCUUCGACCGGCAUGCGUGCUGACAAUUGAUAUCCAACACCCUCGCAGUCUGGCACGUUCGCCGCGGCGGGUCGCCACGCCACUAACGAACCUGCUCUAUUGGGCAGCUUUUGACGAUGAUGCAGAGGGUUACAAGGUUAUUGCUUUUGCAGGAAGGGUUGCGAGCUCAGAGCCUGCGUUCAGCAGGUGCAUCCAAUCCACACCGUGUGAUUACUGCUGCACGGCAGAUCCCCUUGGAAGACAAGGAUCGAUACCUUGGCAUAUAUGCAUUCUUUAGACAGCUUGCGGCUCGGGAACAGGCAGCCCCUCCGUGCAGCGUGCGAAAUGGUCACGUCCGCUAUCUCCAUACGUCUCGCUCAGUUGCUACAAACGAAGUCGGAAAGAAAAAUGACAAGGACUCAGCAUCCGAACAGCCUUCCCCAGAAGAUGAGCUUCGAGACCGUCUUAGCUUAUCACUUCAAACCCAGUCGUCCCAAGAGCCGUUUCACAAUUACCCACGCAGCCUGAGGGAGCUCGCAUUAGAAGUGUCUUCGUUUAGAAGGCAACAAGCAUCGAAUAGCCGCUCUGCUGCAUCUGACGAAGGGUCAGGCGAGCACGGCAAGAGCUCCGAUGGUACAGGUCAUCAUGGCCACAGCCACGGCACUUCGACACGGCCAAACAAAGAAGACCUACUGAAGUAUGCUGGUAAUUUCUGGACAAGGCUGCGCAUUCGUUUCAAAUGGUUCACCAUUCGCUCUUUUCGUCGCUUCAAUGCGGACGACAUCUCGGCCUUCUUCACGCUUGGCUCGGUCGGCACCAUCAUUUGGGUGGUUGUUGGAACGACAACCUUUGUCUCUGUCGUCUUUGCCGCGCUCAACGCUCUCAACUUGCAGCACUGGAUUGCGAGGAAGCUAGCAGACUAUUUGACGAGCGAAACGGGCGUCACCGUCGUAUUCGAGAGCGCCAUCGUGCCGAAAUGGAAGGAUGGUCGCAUCAGCUUCAAGAACGUCUUCAUCUCACGCCGGGCACACAAUGACCCAGAAGCGCUCAAGCGUGAUCGAGACGCUCUGGUAAAGGGCGAUAGGAGGCGGAGAAGACGAGGCACAGCUACAACCGCAGGUCAAGGUAUGGCUUGGGAAGGGAUGUACUAUGAAGACGAGGAGAUCACCGAACCCAUGAGCGACGCAGCUCGCGGCCGAGAUCUGGACAACAACGUCAACAGCAACUAUACCAUGUUCGAUCUCAGCGUCGACAGCAUAGAUGUGCAGCUCAGCUUCAGCAAGUGGUGGGACGGCAAGGGCUUACUCAAAGACGCGGUUAUCAAGGGCAUCCGGGGUAUCGUUGAUCGUCGCAAUGUGUUUUGGGACCCAGAGACGCCGUACGACCCUAAGACAGCUCGCCGCGAACUCCAGCGCGGAGAUUUCGAGCUGGAAUCACUGGAUAUCGAAGAUUUUUUGGUAACUAUCUAUCAGCCUGGCGACUUCCGACCGUUCAACUACAGCGUCUUUAGCGCGCACCUACCAAGGCUCCGCAAGCAGUGGAUUUUGUAUGACCUCCUUUCUGCAGAGCACAUCACAGGACAGGUCGACGGAUGUCUUUUCAGCUUGCACAAGCCGCAGAGCAUCGGUAAGACUACGGAGCGAGAGCGAGAACUCAACAAGAGUCGAUGGGACCAGAUGACACGCAUACGCAUCGACGGUGUCAGCAUCGAUCACAUCCAGAGCCAGCAGAGCGAACUCACCGGACCCAUGGCGUGGAUCACAAGCGGGCGCUUCGACGUGGUCGCUGACCUUCGCUUCCCACGCGAGAUCCCCGACGAUGUGGAUAUCAAUGCGAUCUUCUCGGAGAUCGCUUCCAACAUCUCAGACCUUGUUCACGGGGAUGGGCGCGGCGAGGACGGAGUUGACCGGCCCAUUCCGGGGCAGCACAGGCUCAGCGGUCCGGCGAUCGAGGCACCUGUGACCGCCGUUGGGCCGAACGCGCAGAAAGUCAGCGUCAACCGCGAUGUGACUUCACAACACGGGCGCCGCCAAGGAUUCAAUGAGCCCAGCGCUGAAGGGGUGAAUGCCGGGUCGGAAUUCGCCAAUGACGACGAUGUCGAGCUUGCAAUUCCGCCACCGACGGUGAUAAUCGACCUGGAUGUCCGCUUCAAAGAUAUCAAGGCUGCCGUGCCGCUUUUCACCAAAGAUCUCAGCUAUCGGAACAAUGCGUUUGUGAGGCCGAUAGUAGCUUUCAUGAAUGCGCACCGAACAUUAAUACCAAUACACGCGAGAAUCGUGAUGGACCUCACUGAGUUUGAUGGGUCCAUGGACCUUGCACAGACAGGACUACUUCCGAUAAUGUCUGACAAGAUAUACGAAGCCCUCGCAAACCACGUCGUGUCACAGAAUGCCAAUCAGCAGCGACUGCGCAACAUCAGCGUAUGGAGUCUUAAGAUUCUUGCUGAUACGGCGCUGCGUCUAGUGACACAUUUACGCGACUCAGUCACGCGCACACACACGCAACAUACAGAGGCUGCCGCCGCCACCACGUAGAACGAGCCACGGCAAUGCUUACGCACAACGUAUCUUAACACAUGUAUCCUAGAACCUUGGGUUAUUUACGGGCUUAGUUC
Messenger RNA from Tilletiaria anomala UBC 951, 2687 nucleotides. RefSeq lists its product as uncharacterized. The transcript is spliced from 5 exons. Gene Ontology annotation, biological process: mitochondrion inheritance. The record is from RefSeq and is a predicted model, not a curated record. Lineage: Eukaryota; Fungi; Basidiomycota; Exobasidiomycetes; Georgefischeriales; Tilletiariaceae. Gene Ontology annotation, cellular component: mitochondrial inner membrane. Bases 214 to 2607 code for a protein of 797 amino acids.